Molecule: messenger RNA, 384 nt
Organism: Notothenia coriiceps (black rockcod)
Lineage: Eukaryota; Metazoa; Chordata; Actinopteri; Perciformes; Nototheniidae
Product: peripheral plasma membrane protein CASK-like
Exons: 4
Coding region: 85-384 (99 amino acids)
Source: RefSeq, a predicted model, not a curated record
UCACCUCGUGCAACCGAUGAACCCCCGCCAGUUGGGGCGACAUUCUGAGAGUCGCCAAGGAACCUGGUGAGAUCGCCAUUGCUGAUGCUGGACGCCCGGCGAGAGGAUCACCGUCUACGAGCCCUCAACCACCCCUGGCUGGAGGAGAGGGACAGGUACGCCUACAAGAUCCACCUGCCUGAGACCGUGGAGCAGCUGAGGAAGUUCAACGGCAGGAGGAAGCUGAAGGGUGCAGUGCUGGCAGCCGUUUCCAGCCACAAGUUUAACUCCUACUACGGAGACCCUCCAGAGGAGCUUCAUGACUACACAGAUGACCCCACCUCCUCAGGACUGCUAGCUGCUGAAAGUACGUAUCCCUCUCCCCGCCUGCCAUUAGACUCAUGA